AUGUUUCUGGCAGGUACGUGCGUUUAUGCCACGGCAUGGAAUGCCCUGCACUGGAAAGCCCGCAUCAGCAAGGGCGAGCGUGUUCUGAUCCACAGCGCAGCCGGGGGGGUUGGUCUUGCCGCCUUUCAUCUUUGCAAGCGAGCUGGUUGCAAAAUCUACUGCACUGCUUCGACAGCCGAGAAGCGCAAGCUCCUUUUAGAGUUGGGCGCCGCUGCGGUGUUCAACUCCAGAGACCCGAUCGAGUUUGAGCAGGGCGUCAACAAGGCGACCGCCGGCGAGGGUGUCGACGUGGUGCUGAACUCGCUCAGCGGUGAGGCCAUCCCGGCCUCACUCCGGCUGCUGCGAGCCUGCGGAAGUUUCUUGGAAAUCGGCAAGCGCGAGCAAUAUGAGAACAAGCCCUUGCACAUGCAGGCUUUUUUGAAAGGAAUCAGUUUCCACGCCGCGCAUUUGGACGUGUUGAUGCUGCGGAAGCCAGACUUGAGCCGGCGCCUCUUGCUUGAGGUCUGGGAGGCAUUGCCACAGCUGCCGACACUUCCGACCAAGACUUUCGGCAUGUCGGACUUGGCAGGUGCCUUGGAGUACUUCUCGAAGGGCGUUCACGUGGGCAAGAUCCUCGUCGCCGUGGAGCCUUGCGAAGUCCGUCCGCGGUGCCCAAGCACCGUGGCAGGCCCCAAGGAUGACGUCGUGCGGCAAUGCUUGCAAGCGAUGCUUGCCGCUUCUGAAGGCCCUGGUGGCGUGCUUUGUGCGCCCACCAUUGACAGCGUGACGGCGGCAGAUUUGCAGUCCGCAGAGCUAGUUCUUACGGCAUCGCCCGCUGUUUCAGCAGCCGCGCAGGUCUUGAACCCGGAGGUGACUUGUGUCAGGCUGCCCAGCUGGGAGCCUGUCCUAGAUUUGGAUGAUUUCCUUUGUCUUGGAGGCCAUAUUGUGGCAAUCGAGGAAGAGACCGAGGGAGAUUUGUAUCAGUGGCUUCUCCAGACUGUGGCAGACAUGUCUGGCCCGAUCCAGCUGGACAUGUCGUUCGAAGAUGCAGGCUUGGAUUCGUUGAGCCUGAUAUCGCUUUCGCGACGGCUGACAUCAAAGAUCAACAAGGCGGUGUCGGUGGCCAACCUCUCUGACCACCCAACUCCAAGACGACUGCUUGAGUUUCUCGGAGGCCGUCCUCAGUCGGAGAUUGGACGGCCCAAGGUGUUGUGUGCGCAUGGCUUCAGAUCUAACGCAGACGCGAUGGCAGCUUCGAUGGGCCCGCUCAUAAGCCGCGUGGGCUUUGUGGAGUGGCUCUUCAUCAGCUCACCGCGGGCGGCUUCGGGGCCAGCUGCACCAGGAAUUGUGCAGGCAGGGUCGGCAGAGUCGCCCUCAUUUUUACGGCAAACAUCUGCUGUCCUACAGCCGGCCUGCGGCAAAACAUGGCGUGAAAGCUUCAGUGCUUUGUGGAUGAUGACCGGACGCAUGGUCGCAGCAGAAGUGACAUCUAAGGAGGAGGCGCGAGAGUGCCCAGUCAGCAGAAAAGUAUGGAGUGAGCUGAUUGUCGGGACGGCUUUAGAGGAACGGACUGGUGCUGCGGUGACUAGCAUUGGACUGGACCUAGCGUGGUGGGGCCAACCAUCUGGGCCUUUCGAGACAGGUUGGAUGGCUCCCCACUUCAACGGCUUCGAAUCCUCGAUUGCAGCAGCUUGGCAGAGAAAUGCGGAUGUUCUGAGCAUUCUGAGAUAUGCCAUGACAUACCUGAAUGACGCUCAGGUGCUGCAAGGCUUGAAGCUUGCAGGCGCUGUGGGCUUUAGCCAAGGCGGCGGGGUCGCGGCCUUGCUGGAGCAUGGGAUGGCAAAAUGCAUUCUGCAGAACAGACUGUCCCUGGGUAGUGCUUUGCUCGCCGGUUGUUGCUCCUGGUCUUCGGACGAGAGAAGCCAAGUGCCUCCUGACGUACGACCCAGCAGAAGAGAACCUCGGAUCGCAAACGAUUUCUUGUUGA
This is a messenger RNA of Symbiodinium natans, 1966 nucleotides long. Lineage: Eukaryota; Dinophyceae; Suessiales; Symbiodiniaceae. The record is from the annotation of a GenBank genome assembly.